Messenger RNA from Anopheles arabiensis, 844 nucleotides. Its product is annotated as U11/U12 small nuclear ribonucleoprotein 35 kDa protein-like. Gene Ontology annotation, cellular component: U12-type spliceosomal complex; precatalytic spliceosome. Gene Ontology annotation, biological process: mRNA splicing, via spliceosome. The transcript has 2 exons. Gene Ontology annotation, molecular function: snRNA binding; mRNA binding. The coding region runs from base 105 to 734 and encodes 209 amino acids. The record is from RefSeq and is a predicted model, not a curated record. Lineage: Eukaryota; Metazoa; Arthropoda; Insecta; Diptera; Culicidae.
CUACAUUUUUGCAAAGAAGCACAAGAAAAUGGAUAUUUAAUCUAUGAAAAAGUGUUGUCCUAACAAUAAAAUGUAAAAAGUGUGAUGUUAAACUUACCGGCACGAUGGACUCCUCGGAAGUAUCUCCCACGCCGCGCCGCUGGUCGAAGUACGUGUGUGAUGUUUACGAUCCCGUCCAGGUCGGCUCGAUCGAUGGAACGGACCAGGUGCCGCACGACCGUGCACUGAUCCGGGCGAUUAACUCCAACUACCGACCGAACCGUAAGGUGAAAGGGAACCCGUUGCACACGAUCUUCAUCGGCCGGUUGGCACAUUCAGUCACCGAGGAACAGUUACGCGCCAAGUUUGCGCCCUUCGGCACGAUCGUCCACGCUCGAUUAGUCACCGACAUUGUCACCGGACUGCCGCGGGGUUACGCUUUCAUCGAGUACAGUGCCCGCGGCGAAGCGCUGCGUGCGAUCGAGCGCAUGCACGGCGUCACCAUCGACGGGAAGGAGAUACUCGUUGACGAAGAGUGGGAACGGCGCCUCGAGGGCUGGAAGCCGCGCCGGCUCGGUGGAGGUUUCGGAGGGAGGAAAAAGUCACAGCAGCUGCGCUUCGGCUGCAAGGUGCAGCCGUUCCGGCGGCCAAUACUUGAAACCGGCGGUGUGGCGAGCGUGAGCGAGUGGAAUCGCCGCGUGCGCCAGCUCAAGGAAGGGCCGACCGGGUCCAGCCGAAACAGUGAUAGUGAAUGAACACUUCCCACACGCUUGGAGGCUUUUUUGCCAGAAAAUAAUUACUGUAUGUAUUGUUUAUAAUAGCAAUAAAAUAACCAACCGACAACCGGUAACCAACCGACAGAUAG